AUGAACCCCACUCUGGCAGAUUUACGAAAAGGCGAAUUCAGUGGGUGGGACUUGGAGAGACAAUACCUAUCCAGACAUUGGUACAGUCUCUCCACCGAUCUCAAUCCCAACUGGGAACGGCGGUACGCGAGCCAGCAGGAGCUGCGGUCUUAUUGGGAAAAUCUUUGGCAUAAGUACAAUCUGCCAUCGUACACCCGUCUCGGUACCUCGGUUCUCUUCUCCGAAUGGGACGAGAAGAACCAACGAUGGGUAAUCACCAUUCAAGAAGAAGCGAACGACGGUAAAAGGGAGACAAUCGAAGCAGAGCUGUUGUUCUUCGCUGUUGGUGCAUUCACGGCACCGAAGUAUCCGAAGGAUGUGCGAGGGAUGGACAAGUUCAAAGGGGAGUGGUGGCAUUCUUCCCAGUGGAGGCAUGAUGUUUCGCUGUCUGGAAAGAAAGUUGGAGUCAUUGGAAAUGGAUGCUCUGCAGCCCAGUUUGUCCCCGAGAUAUCGACAGACCCAACGGUUGAGGUCAUUAAUUUCGUCAGAACGCCGCAAUGGUAUAUAGCCAAGGACGACUUUGCAUAUCCGGGAUGGCUCAAAUGGAUCUUUGCAAACGUACCCCUUGUGAUGAGAUGGUAUCGUAAUUGGCUCAUGUUUCGCGCGGAUGUGGUUUUUGUUAUCUUUAAUAAGCAGAAUAAGCGCCUCGUGUCUUACACCAGGAAGGUGAUGGAGCAAUACAUCAGAAAAACGGCGCCUAAGGAAUAUGCAGAUAAGCUGAUUCCCUCGUACAUGCCUGGGUGUCGCCGCAUUAUUAUUGACCCCGACUACCUUUCCUGCCUGCAUCGACCCAAUGUGACGCUGAGAUGGGACGCGGUAGAAUCACUGAUAGAGGAAGGGAUUAAACUGAAGUCGGACGAAGUUGUUCCCUUAGACAUUGUCAUUUUUGGAACAGGGUACUCAGUGGAACCCAUCAGCCUAAACGUGCGGGGAAGGGGUGGCAAACACAUCUCGGAGUACUUCAACAGCAAGCAAGGCCCGACGGCAUACCUCGGGUCGUGUUAUCCUGGCUUCCCCAACAUGUUCACCUUCCUGGGACCUAACGUCUCGGGCGGACAUUAUUCAGUGAUAUUCUGCGAGGAAGUGCAGAUCAACCACUCGCUCCAACUGAUCAAACCGGUGCUGGAAGGCAAGAUCAAGUCUGUGGAAGUUACAGACGAAGCCACGGACUCGUACAACGAUUGGCUCCAAGAACGUCUAUCGAAAUCGGUGUGGACGGACUGCGAUUCGUACUACUAUCAUUAUCUUCGUGAAGGGACCAAGACGAAGAACGUUGCUUCUUUCCCUGGCCCGGCAACAUUGUUUUGGUGGUUAGGCCGCCGUCCGUCCUGGGAGAAGUUUCGGGUAGUUGGCGGUGAGCGGCCGCAGCAGGGCAUAGGAAAGUACAUUGUUCAUUACAGCUCAGCGUUGGUAGUAUUAGUGUUAGCGUAUGUUGCAUACAGGCAUUAA
Molecule: messenger RNA, 1488 nt
Organism: Coprinopsis cinerea okayama7#130
Lineage: Eukaryota; Fungi; Basidiomycota; Agaricomycetes; Agaricales; Psathyrellaceae
Product: monooxygenase
Exons: 11
Coding region: 1-1488 (495 amino acids)
Molecular function (GO): N,N-dimethylaniline monooxygenase activity; NADP binding; flavin adenine dinucleotide binding
Source: RefSeq, a predicted model, not a curated record